Molecule: messenger RNA, 6011 nt
Organism: Asterias rubens (European starfish)
Lineage: Eukaryota; Metazoa; Echinodermata; Asteroidea; Forcipulatida; Asteriidae
Product: trafficking protein particle complex subunit 10-like
Exons: 20
Coding region: 113-3856 (1247 amino acids)
Biological process (GO): early endosome to Golgi transport; intra-Golgi vesicle-mediated transport
Cellular component (GO): TRAPPII protein complex
Source: RefSeq, a predicted model, not a curated record
UCGGAUAUUGAAAACAGUCACAGGAGCAGGCAAGAUUUGAUAAAGAUUAACAAAAUAAUCACUGUCAGCAACAAAGUCCACCCCAGCGAAAGUGCUUGAGCUGUUGCUUGUCAUGGAAAAGGAUUUGGAAAGGAAACCGAUUGUUACGCAUCAUGGGGAUCAGGAGCUCUUUUCUUCCAUUCGAGUUGAGUUGUUCAACACUUUACCCAGAGAUCCCGUAGAAUGGCGAAGAUCAUAUGGGAGGGCUCCGAAGUUGGUGUACGUUGAUGUAGCUUUUGUUCCCUUCAACACAGAGGAUCUAGCCAAAGAAAAUGAGAGAACUCUCUUCAGAAAGCCAUGCUUUCAUAUCUACUUCACUGACUGUGCAGACGCAGAUGCAUAUAAGUUGGUUGUUAAGGACGGCAUUGCUGCAUGGCAACAGAGCUUGAAGGAACGCAAUAUUACUGAUUGGUUGAUUGUCCUAGUGGAGACAGCCAAUCUGAAGAGAGGAAAUAAAACCAAGCUACUACCGAGGACUUCAGUUCUUGAUAAGAUUCGAAGUGAUUUUUGUAGUAAACAAACAGAUAGAGUGAUUGUUCUGAAUGAGCCAAAUAAUCCAGUACCAACCAAUCGCUCUUUGGAGUCCUGGCAGUUGUUUAUUCAUCGGUUGAGACAGCUUUUACUCUCUGCGUACAGUCGUCUAUUGAAUCGCUUUGAGGAGUUGGUUCGUGCAGAGAGAGAACGCCGUAAUGAUAAAGGCUGGGAAUUUUGCAACUACUUUGUUCUGCAGGAAGAGUUGGCGUUUACCUUUGAGUUACUCCAUCAACAUGAGGAGGCACUGGUACAAUAUGAUGAGCUGGAUGCUCUGUUCUCCCAGUUUAUCAUCAACUCUCAUGCUGGAGACAGUCCCACAUGGCUCUCCACAUUUAUCGCUCCAUGUACCUGCUGGGAUGGUCUCAACCUCCUCCCCAGUGUUGUAAAGAAUAAGCGUGUCUUGAUGGAAAAUGGGCGCGCAGCCCUGUUGGAUUUGCGUAACUACCUGUUCGCUCGUCAGUGUGUUCUACUCUUCACCUUGAAGAGACCAUGGGAAGUUGCCCUUCGAGCUCAGACAUUCUUGCACAACUGUGUUCAGGAGUUGAAAAUAUUGGAGGUAUCCAUGCCAACAGGCAGUAUUGCAUGCUGGGUAUUUCUGAGUUGUCUGGAAGUGUUACAGUCUUGUGAGAAGUAUACUGACUCAUCUAACGUAGAGAACUACUCACACUACACAGCGAGUCUAUGGGUGUACGCUCAAACCAAGUUACGAGAGUUGGGUGAGUUAUGCGGAUUAAUGCCUGAUGCUCAGCCAGACUCAGACCAGCUUCAUCUUGUCGUCGGGUUACUCGGUGGGAUGGGGCAGACUCAAGAGGCGAGUAUUCGAGAGAACAGUCCAAAUCAGAAACUCAGAGAAGCUCUUAGCUCAUCAGAAUCAUUCCAGAAACAUUACUUGGAGCUAUCAGAGUUAGCCAUGGGUACCUUUAAACACAUCAAACGAAUGCGAUCUGCUCGGCUUAUUGGCAAAGACUUGGCCACAUUCUACAUGAAGAAGGGUGAGUUGACCAAAGCAGAGACAUUCCUUAUUGAUGCAGUUCGUAUAUAUGAGAAAGAAGGUUGGCAUCUACCCGCUGGAAACACUCGUAAAGAGAUUGCAAAGUGCCAGAAAGAACUCGGCAACAAACACAAGUAUCUGAAGACAUGUUGUCUGUUAGCUGGAGACUGCGCUGUACUUGAAGAUGAACGAGUAGAAUACUGCAAGGAGAUGUUGAAGAUUGCCAGUGAACUUGUCGAGGAGGCAAGCCCAGAUGACCAACCAUUGAAAGGAGAUUUGCUUCCAUUACAUUCCGUGGCAUAUUUGAUCAAUAUUGACAUCAAGCCAGAAGAGGGAAAACUUGGGAAGAACGAAGAGGCCGAAGUCACUCUGUGUAUUCACAGUAACCUACCGCAAACAAUCGCCUUGGACAACAUCACGCUGAGUUUCAAUCGUGAGAGUCAAGACAACGAUGACCAAUCAAAUCAACUCGCACUCCCAAAGAGCCAAUCACAGAGCAGCUUCAAAAGUCUCUCACCAACGUUUGACCAAUGGGGAAUGCUGACAGACAGCUACUUAAAAGCUGUCUUCCUUAACAACCAGCAGACCAUGAUUCCGGAGCUAGUGGGGGAUAUCCGUUACCAAGCCAACAGUAACAAACGUGUGAUUGAAACUACAGCAAUUGUCUGCAAAAAUGCUCAGGUUGUCUUGAGACGUGAAGACAGUUCAUCGUCUCUUGGGAAGGCUCUUGAGAUCUUACAGAAAGAAGAGUGCAGCCAUCCUCUUCAUUUACAAAGCGUCGAGCUUAAACCGGGAAACAAUACUUUCUCAUUUACGUUUAAGGCAUCUGAUAAUGGAGUGUAUUCCUGCAGGCAGUUAAUUAUAAAGCUUGGAGAAGUGGAGUUUUUAUUACCCACCAUGCAGGUACCAGUCACAAUAGAAGUAUCUAGCCCUGAUCCACAGCUCACUGUCACACCCAAAAAUGGCACAGUCCUCCUAGCAGGUAUUCCACAAGAAAUCUACCUGAGUAUUUUCACCGGCCACUUCACCGUCAAUUCACAGGAUACGUUAUCUAUCCAGACACUGGGACGACUCCAUGCCCUACAUUCUGACGAGGCAGAUGGAUACAGCGUUGUGAAUGUAGAUGGUGGUGCUACGGUCACCCUUCCUGAGAUCCUUGCAUUCCAGAGUAAGGAGUUUAUAUUGAGGGUGAUGACAUCACUGCUUGAUGCCGGGACGACCAAUGAGCAGGAAGAGGAAGAAGAACUGACAGAACAAAAGAUGACUGUGUGGUGCCCAUGGUCAGAGACUGUUAUAGCAACCCUGACGUUCCAGCAACCAUUUCAUAUCAAACAUCAGCUUCACACAGCAGGGCAGAGGAAACUUAUACAACUGUCUGUAGAGAACAUUUGUAGCAUGCAGUUCAUAUUAACAUCACCAGAGUUGAUUGUGACAUCAGGUGGCCAGGUGCAACUAACAUGCGUCAACAACAAAAACGCAAACUCUACACUGUGUGCAGGACAAACAAUGUCGUAUGUGUGGUUCCUAAUCAAUAAGCAAGGGGAGACCGAUGAAAUUGUCUUUCGCUUCAACUUGAUGUACACUGCGCUGGGAGAGACAGAGGGGGUGAUAAACGGUGAGGGGGAUACAGUGGCGAACCAGGAUGGGGAACCACAACAGCUCAGUCAUUGCUUCAGUCUCACUGAUUAUCUGACUAAGUUCACAGUGAGCUCAAAUGUUGUACCGUCCUCUAGUGAGGAGCGUUGCCGAGCAGGAACCCUCUGCAAUCUCCAACUUCAAAUCCAAUCCAUCCUCGACAACCAUCGACCAAUCACAGACCAGACUGAUCUGUCACUCAUGUACCAGGUGGUUGCUGAUAAACAUAUGUGGGCUGUAUGUGGAAGGAGCACAGGGGUCGUUACCAUGCCAACAGGUCAAGAGGUUGUGGAUGUUUCACUUGAAGUCAUGCCCUUGUUGGCUGGCUUCCUGCCAGUGCCAAAGGUCAAGUUGAGCAAAUACAUCACCAACUCAUCAGACGAAACAACAGGACCCCAGCCUGUCACGCAAGUUGUCGUUAGUCCACCAAGAGGGGGCAGUAUACCAGAUGCUUCCAGCAUGAAUGAAACUGACAGUCCGUCAGUCGUCCCAAGUGUUAGUCCGUUGGAUGCGCAUCAUAACGUGACCAAUGAUAAGACAAGUUGUGCAUCACUUCUUCACUUUGCUGCCGGCCAAGUCUACUAUCGGAGUUUAGCUACACAGGUCCAUGUUCUGCCUGAGUCUGAUAUUAGUAUAUUAGAUGUGGCUGUUCAGUGAGGGAACAGUGAAGCGCAGACUACCAGUCGAUUAUCACUAAACCUACUGCUCAUAUGAUCUUGCCCAUUAUAUAUAGCUACUAUACACGUUAACUUAAUCAUGCUUAGCAAAAUUAGGCUACCAGCCGAGAUGUCCUGGAAUUCAUGCGGUUUCUGAUGGAUCCCUGCAAAAAUACAACUUGUAUUACCUAGUAAUUUGAUUGGUGAAACACGGGUCAUGUGUCAUCCAUGAUAUGCUCCCGAUUUUAUCUCAGAACAAUAAGUUUACUCUCAUUCAAGGAAUCUUUGAUCCAGUUCCAUGAUUCUCUCCUCAAUGAACCCAAGUCUCGACACUCAUGGGGUGACAGGACUUUUUCUUCAGCUGCACCGUAUAUCUAGAACUCUCUACCACUUAGUCUUAGAUCUUGUCUUUGUACCACAAAGUUCAAAUCUCUUCAAAUAAUAUGUGCGAGUUAAUAAAACAAAUAUUAGAUGCCUUUUGUUUGUGCGUUUAGUCGCAGAAUAUACUCACUCAGUGAAAAUGGAACAAUCCAGGGUUCACCUUGUGAUUAUAUUCUACAACUAUGCACUCACAUGCAGUCACCGUUUGUAUAAAUGUUAUACAAUUUUGCCAAUUACAAGAAUUCAUAAAAGAAAUUUACUUUUUGACUUGGGGGGGGGGGGGGAAGGGCCAAGAAAUCUGUAAGGGACAAUCCAGAAUUGGAAUAUACAAUCUGGAAAACAAUCCUGUCGGUAAUUCUUCUCAGAUUCAAAUUUUUUUGGGGAUCAAAACUUAUAUUUGAUCAUAACCACAUUACUUCAAGUAAACUGAUUCUGAAAAUGCUCUAUACUAUUGAUAGCUGCUGCUCUAUACUAUUGAUAGCUGCUGCUCUAUACUAUUGAUAGCUGCUGCUCUAUACUAUUGAUAGCUGCUGCUCUAUACUAGUGAUAGCUGCUGCUCUAUACUAUUGAUAGCUGCUGCUCUAUACUAUUGAUAGCUGCUGCUCUAUACUAUUGAUAGCUGCUGCUCUAUACUAUUGAUAGCUGCUGCUCUAUACUAUUGAUAGCUGCUGCUCUAUACUAUUGAUAGCUGCUGCUCUAUACUAUUGAUAGCUGCUGCUCUAUACUAUUGAUAGCUGCUGCUCUAUACUAUUGAUAGCUGCUGUACUUCUAACUUAGUCAGUUUGAUUGCCAAUCAUUUUAAGGGUGAUUACCAAACGCAUAAACCUUCCUUUAAGAAUUGGUGUCCCCAUAGAAAUAUUUAUAAUUUAUUACCAUUUAUACUGUUUACCUUUAGAGCUUGCAUUAUGAUUGUUCAAAACCAAUGUAAGCACUUUUGUGUGAACCAAUGCUCAAUUGAUCAUUGAAGUAUAUGCAUGUCCUGAGCAAAUAUCUUGUUUGUUCCGUGUCACUUUCAUGAGCUUGUCCAAAAAUGAACUGGCCAUACACUGCCAUUUUUAUGGUCCGCACAACAACUUCAGUGUGCAUACCGUAUUUAUGUCACUGACCAACCACAAGUUAACCAUUGGUCAUUGCAGGUACGGUUGUACAUGCUCCAAACUGCUGUGUACAACUGUUCUACUUUCACAUUUACAGUGAAUGAUUAAUGGUUGAUCUUUUUUCAAAACCUUGGCUUCAAGCUCCUCACCUCUUUGAAGAAGAGUAUGAAAAUUGGUUUCAAAAUAACCUACACAGCCAACCCAGGCCAUAGUUUUCAAAAGGUUCCGAGUAGACUGGUGCUAAAGUCUAGGGCUAAUUUCAUAGCACUGCUUAGUGUGCUUAAUACUGUUGCAUAGAACUUUGCUGAUGCGUAAUUGUAUUUCACAGAUUAGCAUGAACAUUUUGCAUCCAGCAUGUGUGUUCACCAUGGAUUUGCAUUGCUGUGUCAGUCAUUUUCAUAUACUUUGUGCCAAUAAACCCAUUUUAUCAGCAGUCUUCAUUCUUUAUUCAUCAAUACCUCAGACAGUUUCGCUAUUCCUAUUGGUGGAGAGCGCGUCACGUGGGUGUGUAUAAACCUUUGUUUAUAACCAGUAAAAAGUGUUGAAACAUGGGCGUGACAUGCGAGCUUGCACCUGUUUCUUCAUACUAUUGGUCAAGAGUAACGGCCGGGACAGUUGUGCCACAUCACGCGUGACGCGCACAGCAUUCCCUUAUAAGGAGUUGUUUACCCGAGGUCG